Drosophila persimilis is the source of this 492-nucleotide messenger RNA. RefSeq lists its product as uncharacterized. Lineage: Eukaryota; Metazoa; Arthropoda; Insecta; Diptera; Drosophilidae. The transcript has a single exon. The record is from RefSeq and is a predicted model, not a curated record. The coding region runs from base 1 to 492 and encodes 163 amino acids.
AUGUCAACGUCCAAGUCGGACUCGGAGUGGGAGGAGCUCUCCGACGGCCCUUCACCCAGGGUCUCCCCGCUGGAGUCCCUCGGCGCAGUCGUGCUCUCCGCAAUGCAGCCGGAGGACCGUCAGCGCAUGGUGGCCUUGUACCACCUCGUCUUGGAGACCGCUGUGGUCAAGGUCGUGCUGCUGGUGCUACAGAUGCUGUGCUGCGCGGUGUUCUGGCUGGUCGAGAAGACCGUGGGGGUCAACGAAACCGUCGGCUCGACGCGCCUCCGAUUGUGGAACAGCAAGUUCAAGCUGCGCACCAUCCAGCGCCAGUUGCUGUGGCGCAUGGCCAAUUCCCGGGGCGACGAGACGCUCGUCUUCUUUGCCGUGCUCAUGACCACGCCCUGGCUGUUCUCCCUCAGCCUCCUGGGAUUAAUCCUGUCCCUGGCGGUGCUCCUGAAGAGGACCGUCAAGGAGCUGGUGUUCCAGAUACGCCUGCACCUCGUGCUCUAG